This is a messenger RNA of Dendrobium catenatum, 2210 nucleotides long. Its product is annotated as TBC1 domain family member 15. Lineage: Eukaryota; Viridiplantae; Streptophyta; Magnoliopsida; Asparagales; Orchidaceae. Bases 120 to 2081 code for a protein of 653 amino acids. The transcript has 15 exons. Gene Ontology annotation, molecular function: GTPase activator activity. The record is from RefSeq and is a predicted model, not a curated record. Gene Ontology annotation, biological process: activation of GTPase activity.
AAUAUCUCCUUAGACGCACACGCUAAGUCCGCGGGAGGCUUCCAGUUCAAGCACAACGCCCAAGGACGCUCGACCAAUCACUUUAAGCCCAUUACCGUUCUUCCUCACGGCCGGCGGCAAUGCCGGAAUCCGACGAACAGCAUGAUCUCUCCGACGAUUCCGACUAUGCCUCUUCCCAGCAGCAGGGGUUUGGCGGCAGCGUGUACUCCAAAUCGGCCGAGGCCCGUGAAUUCGACGAGAAUGAUGCGUGCGAGACUGUGUACUCGAGGGAAAAUGUCGCAAUCCACCCAACGCAGAACCCGGCGGAAAGAAUCAGUGGCCAGUUGCGUCUCAUUAAGCAGCAAUCAUCCCUUUUUCUGCGGUGGGUACCUUACAUUGAUAUUCCUUAUAAAGAAGACUCUACAGGGGAGUUAUCAAAUUCAAUAUUAACAAAAGAUAGGCAAUUGUACGCCAUUAAAUAUUUACCAUUUAGUGAUGUGCAUUCUGUUCAUAGACACACGCCUCCUCUUGGUUGGCAAUACCUAAUUAUUGUCCUAUCAUCAGGACUUGCAUAUCCCCCACUUUAUUUCUACAGUGGGGGUGUCCGGGAAUUUCUCGUAAACCUUAAGCAACAUGUGGCUAUUGUGAGGUCUGCAGAUAAUACAAAUAUCUUUCUUGUGAAUGAUUUCCGCGAUCCUCUUCAGAGAAGCUUGUCCUCUCUUGAGUUGCCCAGGGCUAUUGCUGUUUCUAAAGCCAGUCCCGCACAUAAUGCAACGGCUAGAUAUUCAGCUGAAGGUUCUUCCUAUGUUGAAAGUUCUAGUGCCUCAGAAUACAGUGGGAGGCACAUGCCAAAGAAUCAUGAUCCUGCUCGUGACAUUUCACUUCAAGUCUUGGAGAAAUUUUCUCUUAUUACGAAGUUUGCUCGAGAAACCACCUCACAGAUCUUUCAGGAAAGCCAAAAUAAGGGUUUCGUCGCUUAUGAGAAACAGCAUGAAAAUAAAUCUUCAGCUCUGUCUGAAACUAUGAAUUCAGAUAAACUACUUGUGUCUUCAGAACCUUUGGAGGAGUUUGACAACUCUCAGCUAGCUAUGGGAGAACCCCGUCAGGAUCCUUUAGACGCUGAAGAGUGGGCAGCAUUUUUGGACUCUGAAGGCAGAAUUAAUGAUUCUAAUGAUCUAAAGAAGCGAAUAUUCUAUGGAGGAAUCAAAUCUAAUCUGAGAAAAGAGGUCUGGAAAUUUUUGUUGGGAUACCACUUGUAUGAUUCUACAUAUGCAGAGAGGGAAUAUCUUACUUCAGCUAAGAAGUCUGAGUAUGAGUGCUUAAAAUCCCAGUGGCAGAGUAUCUCAACGACCCAAGCCAAGAGAUUUAGCAAGUUUAGAGAAAGAAGGGGACUUAUUGAAAAGGACGUGGUUAGAACAGACAGAUCUGUCGCAUAUUAUGAUGGAGAUGAUAAUCCACAUGUGAAGCUUCUACAUGAUAUAUUGCUGACAUACUCAUUUUAUAAUUUUGAUUUAGGUUAUUGUCAGGGAAUGAGUGAUCUUUUAUCACCCAUAUUGUUUGUGAUAGAGGACGAGUCAGAAUCGUUCUGGUGUUUUGUCGCGCUGAUGGAACGCCUAGGGCCAAACUUCAACCGUGACCAAAGUGGCAUGCACUCCCAACUUUUUGCCCUGUCUAAGUUGGUGGAGCUUCUUGAUCGCCCAUUGCAUGAUUACUUUGUUCAAGCAGAUUGCUCAAAUUACUACUACUGUUUUCGUUGGAUUCUCAUUCAAUUUAAACGGGAAUUUGAGUACCAAAAGUUACUGUGCCUGUGGGAGGUAUUAUGGACCCACUACAUUUCAGAACAUUUCCACUUAUACAUCUGCGUCGCCAUCCUGAAAAAAUACCGCAGGCAAAUCUACACAGAGCGCAUGGACUUCGAUACGCUUCUGAAGUUCGUUAACGAGCUCAGUGGAAAAAUAGAUCUUGACGAAAUUUUAAUGGAAGCAGAAAGCUUAUGCAGAUAUGCUGGAGAGAAGGGAGCUGCCUGUAUUCCUCCUGGAACUCCUCCGUCCUUCCCCACAGGCCCUGACCAAGCUUUCUAUCCUGAAAAUGGCGAUUUGUAAGAGAAGGAAGCUGCUUUUGGCCUUUUCUUUCUGAAUCAAAUAGAUUUCUGUGUUCAUUUGACCACAAUAUUUUGUAAAUAAAAAGUUUCUGUCACUUCAACUUAUCCUAUUGUUUUGGUUUUAUUUUUA